This is a messenger RNA of Phaedon cochleariae (mustard beetle), 1485 nucleotides long. NCBI's taxonomy places the organism in Eukaryota, Metazoa, Arthropoda, Insecta, Coleoptera, Chrysomelidae. The record is from the annotation of a GenBank genome assembly.
GGGCAUGUCAAAAUAUUGACAUAUUUAGUUGAAGCGAGUUACAAACACUGAAACUGAAUAAUACUUUUGCCUAACUUGAACUUAUCUCGAAAAUAAUCAUGUUGAUCAUAUCAUUAAUGUUUCUUGUCACGUUUUCUACUAUACACCAUUGCUCGGCCUUGUACGAAAAUAACGAGGACGUCAUAGACCUAACCGUCGACAACUUUCAAGAUCUUGUCAUCAAAAGUAAGGAAAUGUGGCUAGUAGAGUUCUACGCUCCUUGGUGCGGACAUUGCAAAAACCUAGUACCAGAAUACGUCAAAGCUGCAGAAGCUCUAAGGGGUAUUGCCAAAGUUGGCGCUAUGCAUUUGGACCUAGACGUGCAAGUGUACAGAGACUUUGGUAAGAAAUACCAAAUCCAAGGCUUCCCAACAAUCAAGAUCUUCGGAGCUGACAAGAACGAACCAGAACCUUUCGAAGCAGAAAAAACAGCUAAAGGCCUAGCUGGGGCAGUCUUGAAAGCUGCUAGGAACAAGAUCAAAGCGUUCCUUGAAGGUGGCUCCACGAAACCCAGCGAUGUCAUUACACUCACAGACGAAAACUUUGAUGAACUUGUUCUGACUACCGAUGAUACUUGGAUGGUUGAAUUCUACGCCCCGUGGUGCGGUCACUGCAAAAACUUAGCUCCCGAAUGGACCAAAGCAGCUACUGAACUAAAGGGCAAAGUCAAAUUGGGUGCUAUAGAUGCAACAGCAAACCCAGAAAAAUCAGAGAAGUAUGGAGUACAAGGUUAUCCCACGAUCAAGUACUUUGCUGCUGGUUCCAAAAAGUCACCGCUUGACUACGACGGCGGCCGUUCUAGCAUCGAUAUUGUAAACUGGGCAGUAGAAAAACUAGCUGAGACUACCCCAGCUCCGAAUGUAUCUCAAAUAGUUGACGAAAAAUCCCUGAGGGCAGCUUGCGAAGAUACCCAUCUCUGUGUCUUGACCAUUUUGCCACAGAUAUUGGACUGCCAGUCCAAAUGCAGAAACGACUAUAUCAAGCUAUUGAACGCCAUGGGGGAGAAGUUCAAGAAGAAGAAAUGGGGCUGGGUGUGGUCUGAAGCUGGGGCUCAGCCUGAGUUAGAGAAGGCUCUGGAUAUCGGGGGUUACGGGUAUCCAGCGAUGGUUGUAAUUAACUACAAGAAGCUGAAGUCAACCGUUUUCAAGGGUUCAUUUUCAAAGGAGGGACUACAGGAGUUCUUUAGGGAUUUAUCUUAUGGUAAGAGCCCCACGGUUGCUGUGGAGACACAGGAAUUGCCUCGAAUCAAUGUCAUAGAGCCCUGGGACGGUGAAGAUAAGAAGGUUAAUUCAGAAGAAACUGAUGAAGGUGAUUCAGGAUGGAAGGAAGAACUGUAAUUGUUACAAUUUUCUUAAGUUUUCGACAUGAUAUAAUAAAUUGUUCCACUAGAUUUUGUAAUAUCUUCAUUGAAUAUGAAUAUUAGUAUUAUUUCAAUAAGUAUUUGUA